AUUGCAACUACUUCUGGAUUCUAGUAAUGCCGAUGUAGCUCUGAUAAUUAUUCUAUUCUAGUUACCUAUUGCUUAAUCGGGUAGAAAUUUUCUUAUUAAAUUAAAUUACAUUAUAAAAUGGUAGUUCAGGAAUAACUAUGCGAUUGAUCAACAAUUUAUUGGUGCUUGAUAAGUUAUAUUAGACGCUUCGCUCAUUUAUCGCUCAGUAUGUAUCCGAAUCAUCCUCCUCCUCAUCAAUUUAACCGACCCCCUAAUAUGCAAUGGGCACAACCAAUGGUAGAAAAUCGAUUUCGAUCAAACUUCUUCCCCAAUUCAUCAAUUCCUCAUCAACCCCGACCUCCACAGCACCAAAGAAACAACUUUCAGAAUAAAUCAAUCGAACUGCUUAGAGAAGCAGAAGCGAUAAGGGAAGAUUUAAAACAGCAGCGCAUAAGCAAAGAUAUACAUUUACAAGAUGAAUUAUGGGUCAGUAAUUGGACUAGAAACUUAGAAUUAUUGCCCCCGGCUAUACCAACAGAAAAUGAAACAUUGACGAUAUCCGAAUAUCGUAAUAUGUUGACUGAUGCCCUGGAGAAUUUACAGGAGCUUAAAGGAUAUCAAAUGAAAAUAGAACAUUCUCAGACAGUUGAUCAAGAUUUAGCGAGAAAAGGAGCUGAAUGCAAAAAACGUUUAGAAUAUUUACAAAAUAUUUUAACAAAAGAAACUUUAAGAGAUCAUAUUAAAAGUCAGUUAAGAGGACGUCAAUCUAAACGAAUUAGAAUAAAGAAGAGAAAAGAGGAGAAAAAACAAGAGAGAAUUAACGAAGAACUUUAUAAAAAACGUAAAGAAAUAAAGAUAGAUAAAUGGAUAUCUUCGUUUAGCGAGAAAGAAUUAGAGAGAAAGAGGGAUGAUGAUUUAAGAAAAACUGCUGACGAUACAUUAAGGGAUGUACGAAAGAAAAUAGCCGAUUCGAAAAGGACACAAUUAUUACUAGCAAAACUAGAAGAAUUAAAGAAAAUACGCGAGAGAAAAGAGAUAGAAAAGAGAUUGCAGGUUUUUGAUUCUUCAUUUGAUUCCAACCUGAAAUGUUUACAAGAAAUUAUAAAUGAAAAAUUAGGAGAAUAUAAUAACGAACAGAAUAUGCUACAAGUUAUGUUGAAUGAAAAGGCGGGUGAUAGAAACUAUCAAAAGAAUUUAAGAUUAUGGCUAUUCGGAAGAGAAACUGACGAGUUUUGGUAUCAUGCAGAAGGAAAGAAAUCUGUUGAACGUCUGGUUGAAAUAAGACAAAAGUGGGAUCGAUAUCUAUGCGAUAAAGACAAAAUGAAAAAUGGAGAGGAGGAUACUGAUGAUUCUGAUGAUGCUGCAAAUGACUUUGGAGGCUGUAUUCCCUUAUAUUGGGUUAGACCUCCUAUAAAACCAUCAGAUGAAUGGUCAAAAUACGCAACUCAACGUGAUUUUCUAUGA
This is a messenger RNA of Dimorphilus gyrociliatus, 1443 nucleotides long. Lineage: Eukaryota; Metazoa; Annelida; Polychaeta; Dinophilidae. The record is from the annotation of a GenBank genome assembly.